Molecule: messenger RNA, 4866 nt
Organism: Apaloderma vittatum (bar-tailed trogon)
Lineage: Eukaryota; Metazoa; Chordata; Aves; Trogoniformes; Trogonidae
Gene: URB1
Product: URB1 ribosome biogenesis 1 homolog (S. cerevisiae)
Exons: 25
Coding region: 1-4866 (1621 amino acids)
Biological process (GO): maturation of LSU-rRNA from tricistronic rRNA transcript (SSU-rRNA, 5.8S rRNA, LSU-rRNA); maturation of 5.8S rRNA from tricistronic rRNA transcript (SSU-rRNA, 5.8S rRNA, LSU-rRNA)
Cellular component (GO): nucleolus
Source: RefSeq, a predicted model, not a curated record
AUGAACAUCCCUAGCAAGAUCGCUGUGUGCUUGCUGCCCGGCCCAGUUUUACGUGACAGCGGAGUGUUUGAGUACACAUGGAAGGAACUUACAGUUUGGCUGGAACACUUGGAUAAUACAAAAGAAGACAAAAAGGAAGCAGUGAUUCGAUUUUUGGAAAGGAUCCUGUUGAAGCUGGUGACAAACCCCUAUCCCUAUACAGAUAAAGCAGCAGACCUUGUUCAGGAAGCCAGUGUGCUCCAAGUCAAUAUGUUUAAACAAGACUCUGAUAACAUCAGCAUUCCCGUCUCUCACAUUGACGAUGUCCUGGAUAUGGUGGAUGUCCUAAUUGAGGGCAGUGAUGGCUUAGAUGAAGAAAUUGGGUUCACUUUAAAUGAAGACAUGAUCAUUCAAGCAUUUCCAUUCAGUGCUGUUGUCCCUGCUGCAUUAGAAGCCAGGAAUAUACUGUUACUUGAGACUAAAAAUGGAACAGGAGUACACAUCGUAGAGUAUCUUGUUGCUGUUUUCACUGACCUCCUGCACUCUCAGAGGGAGCCCCUUGCCCUCUGCUUGAUGUUCCAGCUCUAUGAUAAGGAUCUGCAGUCCCUGAAAGUUUCGAAGUAUCCUCAGCUCUACCACUUUAACCAGUACUACAAACUCUGGAUACCCCAGCAGUCUCAGGAACCUCUGUUCAAAAAACGCAAAGAGAUAUGCAAAGAACCUGCUGUGGCCCUGGAUUCUAUAUUUACCACUUUGCUAAAGAAAGCCUACGAGAGAGGAAGCAAUACUUUACUGGAAGACGAUAUCCAGACAAAAUUGAGAGACUUGGCUUCCCAGCUCCCACCUGAACGGCUUUUGUUAGGAGUGAAGCAUGUGUUGCUAUACCUGAAAUCCACAGUGGAGAACUUUGGCACUCUUAGUAAGACUUUUGGUCCUCACCUUAUUGACCUCUGUGUGGACCUGCUGAGAACCUUGAUGUGCCGUGGAAAUCAGAUAGAACUGGAUAAUCAGCAGAAGCGAGAAGAGCAUCAGGCUGAGUCGGAUCUCUUUAUGGACGAGGAAUCUCUGAUUGCAGAGGAGUUUUCAGAUGAGAAGGCAACAGAAGACACACUCAUAUUGAUUUUCAGACAUCCUACCCUGCAGAGUUGGUUCUUGGCUUUAGAACAACGUUCUCUUCCUCAGCACAAUUUAAACCCUGUCACCGUGAAGCUCCUGUCGGCUCACCUCAAUUCUGGUGUGCUCCAGCUGUUGAAAACGGGUGCCUCGAUGCUGCAGAGCGUGGAUCACAAACAUGUGUUAUCAAAGUAUUUUGAAGCUAUCACAAGAAGUGUCUUGAAAGAGCUACAGGCUGCAGGGAAAGACAGAAGCCAGCUCUCUCCCAAGAAGUCUCACCCGCUGGAAGCUCUGGAGGAGUUGCACGUGUACAUGACUGCAGCUCAGCUGAAGGAGAUCACGUUAACCAUGCUGCGACUUCCCGAGAUAAGUUUGACUAUUCAGAAAUCUGAAAAAUCCCCUAAAAAAGGGAAAGAAUUAAGCUUCUAUGGACAGAUUUUGGUGCAGCUCCUCACAGAGAGCUACCAGAGGCAGCCCCAGCGAGGAGAACUACUCUUCUCCACAGAGCACAUGAAAGCAUUGGGCAUACUGAUGUCAGCGUCAGCCAGCAAAGAUCUGGAGGAACUUUUCCUUCAGGCUCUCCAAAGUGAGCCAGUCCUUGCCCAUGCAGUCAGUGCAGAGGUGCAUAUUCACUGCCUUAAUCAGAGGUCAGAAACGUCUCUUGCCAUCGUGGGCAUGCUGAUGAAACACUGUAGGACUCACCUGCUGCAGUUUGAGCUGUGGUGUCUGAGCAGCGCCGCUGGGAAGUGCCUCAGGAAAAACGUGGAGAGCUUUCUUCCGCUCAUUGAUGUGUAUUUGCAAUGCAGAGACCAGUAUGAUUUCACCCGGCCUUCCACAGUUGUCUCUGCUGUUUUACCUGUCUUGAGGAAAGCUCUGUGGAAGGAGCUCUGCAAUGUAUUUCAAGACACAAAAGCAUCACACGAGACCACUGUGAAACUGCAGGUUCUUUCAAAGUUGUUGCCAUCUUCAGGGAACAAAGGGCUGCAAAACCUUAUUGACCAGCUUCCUGCUGCUCUUGAGAAAGCAGAAAACAAUGAGAGUUGGGCAGUGGCAGAUGCCAUAUCUAGAGUGCUUGAAAACUCUGAAGAGCUGCAUUCCUGGAGGAAAUGCCUGUUAUCAGCCUGCAUGAAGGGGUUAGUUGUCAUGUACAACAGCAGUAAAGAUGAAAGCAAGCAAGAAGUGGAGAGAUCCAUGCUGCUGAGGCUAGAAGAGUUAUUGCGCUGUGUCGAAGAAGUGGACCCAGAUGAGUGGUACAGCCUUGUGAGGAUAGGACUCAGGUACCGCUACAGAGAUGAAGCAUUUUUGAAAGUCCUGAACAUUGCUAUUCAGUUGUUAUACAAGAAAGAAUCCUCACUUACUCAGAGCUUAGUCAAGCUCUCCAAACUUCACAUGAUGGUCACGCAGCACUCUCUAUUUUUGUCAGCCAUACUGAGGUCAAGAGAAGAAGAAGACACGAAUAUCCAGACAAGAGAGGCCUUGGUGGAUAUUCUGCUGACAGUUGUGAAACUCAGCCCUUCUCUCUGUGAGAGCAGUCACCUCGCUGUGUUGCUGGGUGCUUAUGGAGCUACGCUGAGUGCUGUGGAUCAGAAGAUACUGCUACUGUUGCAGUUGUAUGAGAAGAAUAACCAAAGUCUCAUAAGUUCCAGAAUCCUUCUAUGGGGUCCAGCUGCUGUGGAGCAUCACAAGACUUGCAAGAGUCUAGGGAAGUCACUAUGGCAGCAGCCAAGCAUGGAGGAGAUUCUGUGUCUGCUAGAUCGAGAAAAGAUGAUGAAGACAAUUCUGUCUUUCCCUCAGCAUCGUCGUCUUCUGUUAUCACAGGAGUCGCUAUAUAGAGAUGAAAGUGUCAAGAGUCUCGAUGACUUAUAUGAUCCUUGCUUUCUACUUCAACUCUUCAGUGAACUGACCAGACCAGAGUGUGUAGUGGCAUGUCACAAGUUUGUUGAAGUCAACGCCCUGGGUCUAACAGUAGCUGCCCUUAGCAGCUAUGAUUCCAACAUGAGAGCAGUUGCCUAUUUUGUCCUCGCUUCUUUUCGUUCUCAUCUGGAAGGAGCUCGCUUUCGAGAGAAGACUCAGUUGCUGUAUCUCCUGGAUGCCGUGCAAAAUGGAAUCAGGCAGCCAAACCUCAGAUUUACCUUCUCUUUGACCCUCUACAUCGCUCGUGUGGCACAGCAGAUUCUGAAGCCAGAGGAGCACAUGUAUAUAAAGGUAAACAGAUUCCUUCUGUCGCACCAGUAUUUGGACCUGAGGAAAGUACCUGGGUUUUUCCAGCUUUUCUACAGCUUUGAUUUUGAGUACAAAACAGAACGUGAGUGGAUUCUCAGACUUCUUGGAGAAGGGCUGCGUGAUAAACAUUGCUAUGAGCUUUAUGACUACCAGAGGAUUUUCCAGGUCAUUCUUUCCUUUUUCAACAGUCCUUUGUGUGAUGAGGGCUCCCAGAGUCGUAUUCUGGAGAUAUUGCAAAAUGCUGCCCGUGUCACCAGGGCUGCCUAUGAGCUGAUACAAGAUCACAGCCUCCUAACCUGGAUAGUGCACAUCCUAGAGAAAAGGUUUCUGGAAAACAAGCUGUUAAAUAGAAUUAUUUCCUUACUCCAUACUCUGUGGCUAACAAAUUUAGGGGACAAGAGAGAAAGCAAGAAUCAGUCCCCGGAGAACAGGAAGUUUCUUCCUAUUCAGCUUGUAAAUGAAUUUCUCUAUGUUUUGAUCACAUUAAUUAAACACAUACGGACUAAUUUAGAUCUAGCCAAGCUCGCUCAGUUUUUCGGUACCCUCCGUUCUGUGCUGGAGUAUCGUGCCAUACUUGCUGAGGCCUUCAAAGAAAUGAGCCGGUUCACCGUGAACAACAGCGUUCUCUCCAGCAAAGAGAUUCUGCUGCUGCUGCAUAAGUGGAGUGUCAUUGAAAAAGACCCGCAACUGCAAGAGGAUGUGCAGACUCUUGCUCAGAAAUUCCAAGUCAAAGAAUUGCGUAAGAAUAUUAAAGAAAAGAACAGAUCUCAAGCCUCGUCUCACACGCGUCGUCCCAUUCAGAAAAAGAACGAGCUAGAAAGAGAUGACGAUGCUGCGGCAGACCUGAAGGCCUGUGAGCUGGAGAAAUGCAGAGACCAUCUGAAUUCCAUCUUUGCCCAUUGGGAACCUGUUUUCCCAGCGCCGCCUGCCAAACACCAAGGAGAGCCGCUCACAUCUGCUGACCUCGCGGACGAAGCAGCCGGUUUAACGUGUGCAUCCACUUACUUAGUAAUUAAAUGGCUCCUGAAGUCCACGGUUGAGCACGGCCUCAAUACGCAAAAUGUUCCGUUAACUCUGCGGUGGCUGCAGAGCUGCAUCUUGCCGCACCCAGUGGUGGUGCAGGAGAUGCUCAGGGAUGAGAUGCUGAGGAACAACAUCUUCAAGUUUUACACGCAGGUCUGUGAGGCCAGCAGCAGGACCGCUGGACUCUUGAAAGAGCUCUGCUUGUUCAGUUCAAUCAUGCUUCACCUGAUGGAUGCUCAGGGCCUGCCCAAAAACAGCUUUCACGAACGUGUGAAGAUGUUGUGCCUGUCAGCAAUGACGGAGGAAGACGCGAACAAGAAAGCUGUUUGUGUAUUCCUGACUUCUGUUUACAUUGGGGACAUAUGGCUUGGAGCACAGGAGCCAGAUAUGUUAAUAACCCACGCCAGAUUGAUCUGCAGUAGUACAGAUGAUAAAUUAAACGAUGACAACUUGGAAACUCAUAAACAAGGAGAAGAAACUAUUAUGGCUCUUUGUAAAACCCUUUACUUGGCUACAUUGGGGCAUUAA